ACCUCCCCCCCUGUGUCUUGCUAGCACAACCUUUAAACUCCCACCCCUUUCUAGUUCAUACGCUUUGCUCCCUGUCGUUCAUAUAGAGAGCGUCUAUAUAUGCUCUCUACCCGCCCACUUUCCCUCGAUUACUUCUACGCUCAAUCGACCGGACAAUCAGCUAAAGCUGUACUACGGAACUGAAUCCCGAAAUUCGUGUCUACAGAGAUACUUAGAAGAUAGACGUUUGUGCACCAUGAAUUCACCAAGCGAGUCAUUUGACGAGGAGGGUGAAAUUUUCGAAACAGAAGUAGAGAAGGCACCUCCAUCGCUGCCUUCCGUUACUGGCCCCAGGGUUGACCGUCUUUCAAGUAGAAACAGAGGCUCGAGAUCUCCCGCCAUCAACAAUUACCGCGGCGGUAACGGUGACACCUACCCUCCAUUUCGCCAUGAUCACUUUGACCCUAGAGACCACAUCCGUCGACCUGGGAACGGGGAAAACAUGCGUGGUGAGAAAAGACGACGAAGCCACGAACGGGGCCCCGAUCCCCGACAGCACAGGGUCCACUACGAAGCAAAUGGUGACGUCAAUAUCGGGAGGCGCCCUAGGGUUUCGUAUGCCGAUAUCGACCGCUCCGAGCCUAGAGAUCCUCCCAAACCUUUCGACCAUGAGGACAGGUACUACCAUGAUACUAAGCGAUCUCGUACGCGCAGUCGUUCGCCCCCACGGGGGCCUAGAGGAGAUGGGAAAGGCGGUAGGCGUGGAUAUUUUGACGAUAGCAGACGUGAUGGUGGUAACAGGUUCGUUGACAGAGAGAGGGAACGGGACAGGGGUAGAAACGACAGCCGCAGACGCUCCCAGGAGCAAUCAGUGAGCGAACAAGGAGAUAUCCCAGUUCCGUCUGAAUUAUCAAAACGAGAUACUGAAUGCUACAACAAACAGUCAGAUCAGGGGAGUGGGAAUAAACAGUCCUUUAGUUACCGUACCUCUCAGAAUGGGGAUAGCGGAAGAAACCCGCCCACCGAGAAGGCUCCGCUUAAACCACCGCCGGAAGAAAUGGAGAUUGAGGAGCCAGUUGAUGAGGCUAAGCUUAUUGAAGAGCGGCGUAAGAAGAGGGAGGCAAUCAAGGCUAAGUAUAAGGGGCAAGCUACACCACUUCUUGUAUCGGCGCUAGCGAUCGCUGGAUCAAACCCGAACUCACCAGGAAUGUCAGAGGGGGAGGCUACUCCAGCUGUAGCAUCCCCUGCGCCUCCUGAUUCUUCGCGUGAAGACUCUCCGGCUGGUACCUUCAACAUAUCAAAGAAUGGUGCAACUAUAAUCAAUGCAGGUUCUACGGCGAUGGCAAUUGCUGAGGAUGAGGGGCCCUCGGCAGCAGAUUACGACCCAACGGUUGAUAUGCAGGAGGAUAACAAACGGUACGAGCAGCGUAUUCACGAUCAUGAGGCGCCCUCUAGUGCAUACGAUGUGACCAAAGUCGUUGUGAGGGAUGGGCAGACACCGGCAAGUUUACCAAAGCAAGAACCGCAGCAGGAGCCUACAAAGAAGGAGGAUGAUGAUGAUUUUGACAUGUUUGCCGAAGGUGACGACGAUGAUAUGUUUGCGGGGCCGAUGCCAAAAGCAAAGAAGGUUGAAAGUCAGACUGACAAGACUCACCCCAUUGUUUCUGACGCGAAGCAACUGGAUGCUAGCCUCUUAGAUAACUGGGACGAUCCCGAUGGGUAUUACCGCGUUAUACCUGCUGAGCUCCUUGAUGGCCGCUACCGGGUACAGACAAAUCUUGGCAGAGGAAUGUUCUCAGGUGUAGUACGAGCCCUGGAUUUGACAACUCAGAAGCUGGUUGCUAUCAAGAUCAUUAGAAAUAAUGAGACGAUGAAAAAGGCUGGGUUGAAGGAAAUUGAUAUAUUGAGGAAAUUGAUCGAAGCAGAUCCAGAUGAUAAAAAACAUUUGGUUAGGUUAGAGAGAUGCUUUGAGCACAAGGGCCAUCUCUGUAUCGUUUUUGAAAACUUAAGCAUUAAUCUACGUGAAGUGCUCAAGAGAUACGGACGAAGUGAGGGUAUUAGUCUAAUGGCAGUUCGUUCAUAUGCUCAGCAAUUGUUUCUCGGUUUAUCGCUCUUGCGGAAGUGCAAUAUAUUGCAUGCAGACCUGAAGCCGGACAAUGUUUUGGCAAAUGAAAACUGCAAUAUGCUCAAGAUUUGCGAUCUUGGUUCUGCAUCCGAUGCUUCUGAAAACGAGAUUACUCCUUACCUCGUGAGUAGGUUCUACAGAGCACCCGAAAUUAUUCUAGGUAUUCCCUAUGACUUUGCUAUCGACAUGUGGUCCAUUGGGUGCACUCUCUACGAACUAUACACUGGAAAGAUUUUAUUCACUGGCCGCACCAAUAACCAGAUGCUGCGUUCGAUCAUGGAGUGCCGUGGAAAAUUCCCACAAAAGGUGCUUCGUAAGGGAAAAUUCACAGGUUUGCACUUUGAUGAUAUGCUUAAUUUCAGGAGUGUGGAGAAUGAUAAGAUCACGGGAAAGGAUAUCACCAAGACGCUUGCCUUCAACAAGCCUAUCAGGGAACUGAAAACAAGGCUCCUAGCUGCAGCAUCGCCUGGAAUGACGGAUACGGAGUUGAAAGAAUUGAAUGGAUUCAUUGAUUUGUUGGACCGGUGCCUAAACCUUAAUCCUGAGCGACGUUGCACUCCUGUCGAAGCACUCAAGCACCCGUUCAUACAUCGCACAAAGUAGGUUGGAUAGAAAGGUGAUGUCAUAAAUUCCAUGUUUCCAGCCCUUGCUAUGAUACUAGGGGGAUUUUUUUGAUUUUUUUCCUUUUUCCUUUUUUUCCUUUUUUUCCUUUCUUCCUUUUUUAAAUUAUAUUUUCCUCUU
This is a messenger RNA of Tuber melanosporum (Perigord truffle), 2845 nucleotides long. RefSeq lists its product as uncharacterized. The record is from RefSeq and is a predicted model, not a curated record. The coding region runs from base 236 to 2707 and encodes 823 amino acids. Gene Ontology annotation, molecular function: protein serine/threonine kinase activity; ATP binding. The transcript is spliced from 9 exons. Gene Ontology annotation, biological process: peptidyl-threonine phosphorylation; mRNA cis splicing, via spliceosome; peptidyl-serine phosphorylation. Lineage: Eukaryota; Fungi; Ascomycota; Pezizomycetes; Pezizales; Tuberaceae.